AUGGUGAACUUUACCGUCGACCAAGUCCGAGGACUUAUGAACAAGCGGGCCAAUGUCCGGAACAUGUCCGUCAUCGCUCACGUUGAUCACGGAAAAUCGACAUUGACCGACUCGCUUCUGUCCAAGGCCGGUAUCAUUGCUAGUGCCCGUGCCGGAGAGGCCCGUGCUACCGACACCCGUGCCGAUGAACAAGAACGUGGUAUCACCAUCAAAUCUACUGCCAUCUCCAUGUUCUUUGAGCUCGAGAAGGAAGACUUGGCCGACGUCAAGCAAGCCACUGACGGUACCGAAUUCUUGAUCAACUUGAUCGAUUCACCCGGACACGUCGAUUUCUCAUCCGAAGUCACCGCUGCUCUUCGUGUCACCGACGGUGCCUUGGUCGUCGUGGAUUGUGUCGAGGGUGUCUGUGUACAAACCGAGACUGUACUCCGUCAGGCACUCACCGAGCGUAUCAAGCCUGUUGUGAUCAUCAACAAGGUCGACCGAGCUCUCUUGGAGCUCCAAGUCUCCAAGGAGGACUUGUACCAAUCCUUCUGCCGGACGGUUGAAAGUGUCAACGUUAUCAUUUCCACCUACAACGACAAAGCCCUUGGUGAUGUCCAAGUUUACCCCGAGAAGGGUACCGUCGCCUUUGGUUCCGGUCUCCACGGUUGGGCUUUCUCCCUGAGACAAUUCGCCAAACGUUACUCCAAGAAAUUCGGUGUCGAUGCCGAUAAGAUGAUGGCCCGUCUCUGGGGUGACAACUACUUCAACCCCAAAACCAAGAAAUGGGUCAAGAACGCCAUUGAUGCCGAUGGAAACACGCUUGAGCGAGCAUUCAACAUGUUCGUGCUCGAACCCAUCUUCAAGAUCUUCGACUCGGUUAUGAACUUUAAGAAAGAUCAAGCCAUGACUUUGAUUGACAAGCUUGAAGUCAAGCUCACCUCGGAGGAGCGAGACACCGAAGGAAAAGCCCUCUUGAAGAUCAUCAUGCGAAAGUUCCUUCCCGCUGGUGACUCCCUGUUGGACAUGAUCUGUAUCCACCUCCCAUCACCCAUCACCGCCCAGAGGUACCGAGUCGAAACUUUGUACGAAGGUCCUAUGGAUGACGAAGCUGCCAUUGGUAUUCGUGAUUGUGACCCGAACGGGCCUUUGAUGUUGUACGUAUCCAAGAUGGUGCCGACCACCGAUAAAGGUCGAUUCUAUGCCUUCGGUCGUGUCUUCUCGGGAUGUGUCAAAGCCGGACCGAAGAUCCGAAUCCAGGGUCCCAACUAUACCCCUGGCAAGAAGGAAGAUUUGUUCAUUAAAUCUAUCCAACGAACUGUCUUGAUGAUGGGUGGUCGUGUCGAAGCCAUCGAGGACUGUCCCGCCGGUAACAUCAUCGGCUUGGUCGGUGUCGAUCAAUUUUUGCUCAAGUCUGGAACCCUCACGACCUCUGAGACCGCUCACAACAUGAAGGUCAUGAAAUUCUCCGUCUCUCCCGUCGUCCAAGUCGCCGUGGAGGUCAAGAACGCCAACGAUCUUCCAAAACUUGUCGAAGGUCUCAAGCGACUAUCUAAGUCUGACCCUUGUGUUCAGACCUGGAUUGCCGAAACCGGAGAGCACAUCGUCGCCGGUGCUGGUGAACUUCAUCUUGAAAUUUGUCUCAAGGACUUACAAGAUGACCACGCCCAAGUUCCGCUCAAGAUUUCCGACCCUGUCGUCGGAUACAGAGAGACUGUUCAAACCGAAUCUUCGAUCGUCGCCUUGUCCAAAUCUCAAAACAAGCACAACCGACUUUACGUCAAGGCUCAACCGAUCGAGGAGGAGCUUUCCAAGGCUGUUGAAGAGGGCAAGGUCGGCCCCCGUGAUGAUUUCAAGCUCCGUGCCCGUCUUCUUGCCGAUGAGUACGGAUGGGAUGUCACCGAUGCCCGAAAGAUCUGGGCCUUCGCCCCCGAUGGAAGCGGACCUAACUUCUUGGUCGACACCACCAAGGGAGUCCAAUACCUAAGCGAAAUCAAGGAUUCUUGUGUCGCUGCCUUCCAAUGGGCUGCCAAGGAAGGUCCUUGUGCCGAAGAAAACAUGCGAGGAACCAGAUACAACAUUCUCGAUGUCACUCUUCACACUGAUGCUAUCCAUCGUGGCGGUGGUCAAAUUAUCCCGACUUGCCGACGUGUCGUUUACGCUGCCGCUCUCCUCGCCAACCCUGGUCUUCAAGAGCCCAUGUACAUGGUGGAGAUGCAAACCCCUGAAAACGCUUUGGGCGGUAUCUACUCCGUCUUGAACAAGAAGCGAGGUCACGUGUUCUCUGAGGAACAGAGAGUGGGUACACCCAUGUACACCGUCAAGGCCUACUUGCCGGUAUCUGAAUCUUUCGGAUUCAACGGAGAGCUCCGACAGGCUACCUCCGGACAAGCCUUCCCCCAGAUGGUGUUCGACCACUGGCAACUCAUGCCCGGUACUCCCCUUGAGAAGGGUAGCAAGCUUGAGCAAUUGGUCCACGACAUCAGGAAACGUAAAGGUCUGAAGCUCGAGAUCCCUGCCCUAGAUAACUACUACGACAAACUCUAA
This is a messenger RNA of Puccinia triticina, 2529 nucleotides long. RefSeq lists its product as uncharacterized. Gene Ontology annotation, molecular function: GTP binding; translation elongation factor activity; ribosome binding. The transcript has 9 exons. Gene Ontology annotation, cellular component: cytosol; ribonucleoprotein complex. Lineage: Eukaryota; Fungi; Basidiomycota; Pucciniomycetes; Pucciniales; Pucciniaceae. The record is from RefSeq and is a predicted model, not a curated record. Bases 1 to 2529 code for a protein of 842 amino acids. Gene Ontology annotation, biological process: translational elongation.